GGACACGCAGCGUCGUGGUGGUGCAGCAGAGCAGAUCCCGGUCUGACCACAGCUCUGUCCGCACGCACAGCCUCUCUCUCCGCACCGACCCCGCAGACAGGUAGUCAGAGAGCCCGCACGCAGACAGAACAGCCAGCCAUGAGCACGGCGUUUUCCUGACGGCCUCCGUUUACAUCCAGAGAGCAUCUGCGGCUGAAACCUGCGUGAUCUGUCCAUUCACACCGGAGGAGGGAUGUUGAGCACUGCAGCAGACAUGCAGGGCCCGCUCCUCAUCACACUGAUUGCUCUUCUGGCCGGCUGUGAUGGCUUCAGAUUGGGUUCGUCCCAGCGCCUCAUACCCCUCAAUCCUCCCGUUGCUCGUGUAUUCCAAGAUGAUGCCCCAGUUCAGCCAGACUUCAUCCAGGAAUUAGUCAGAACCAAACGCCAAACAGUCCAUGAGUUAGUGCGAGCCCAGCCUCAUUUGGUUCAUGACAUGGGCUGGCCAGAGAUACAUGAAACAUCCCGUUCCCAGGCCAAGAUGGACUCCGUUAACUCCUCUCAGUUAAACCCUCCAUCAUCUGCCAGUCAGGAUGUAACCAAGACCCGUCCUGCUGUGGAUGAAAACCUAGAUGUGGAAGAUGAGAUGGAGCGUAUGGUUCAUCUGGUGGUUCCCCAGGACGCAGAAAGCUACAGGGGAAACCCAGAUUCUAUUGACCCACAGAAGGAGCCCUUCCGUGGGCCAGGAGCCGGAGACACCUCCCUGGAGGCCUCUGGCUUCUAUGGAACGGACAUGGAGGACAGAGACAGAGGAGAGGAGGGAGCAGAGGACAGAGAGAGAAGAGGGGGAGAGGAUGAGUGGGAGAGAGACACAGGGGAGGACAGAGAGAGGAGAGGGGGAGAUGUAAGAGAAGAGGAAGAAGAGAGGGAAGGAGGAACAGACGACCAUGAUGUCAAAGUAUUGGAUGCCUUAGAGGCCAACCAUACAACUCCAGAUCUGGAUGCUCUGAUUGGCUACAGUCCAUCUUUCCAUCCCUCCAGCUCCAAGCAGCCCAGCAUCUUCCCUCCAGCCGAGGUGCAGGAUUCUGGGGCACAGGAGCAUCGUGCAUCCCCGGUCCUGGAGGUGGGCCCUAGAGAAAGAGACCUGUGGGAGGCAGAAGGGGAGGAAGAUGGUAAUUCCAGUGGCUAUGGAGUCCUCCACUCCUCCAUCACUACAACUAGCACUACGUCUACUGCUACUUCAACUGCUGCUGCUGCUGCUGGUGGAGACGCUGUAGGAACCGCCACCCCCGAGACUGACACAGGCACAGACUUUGGGCUGCUGGGAAGUUAUACAAAAGAUGAGACAGAGGAUGAAGACACAGAGAGGGAGGAGGAAGAAGAAGAAACUGGUCUGGCACACAAAGGCGUAUUUACCCAGAAUCCCACUGCACCAGAGGUUGGCAUGGCUCCCAGCAGACAGCCCCUGCAGCCCAGCGUGGAGGAAGAGGAGGAGCUGCAACAUGGAGAACAUGAGUUUAGAGGGAUAAGACCAAAAGACAGAGCCGAAGAGGUGGAGGAGGCGAAAUGGAGAAAGAUGGAGGAAGAGGAAACAAGAAUCCGACACAUCGUCCCGCUCACCACAGAUCCCUCCCCCACCAUCGGCUUCACCGACUCGUCCUGGGAUUGGUUGGAAAAGACCACGUCCCUGCUGACCCAGAGGUCAGAGGUCAGGAGAGGUGGAGCCCCAGAGGUCUUCUCACCAGACAGCGAUUUCUUUGAGAUGGAGGAGGCACGACAGGUGGUCUGUUUAAACUGGAGCGAGCUGGUUGGACGAGGCUAUGUCAUCCUCAACAUGACGCAAAACUUGAACUGUGAGGAGUUUCGUGUAGACCAGGGCGUGCGGUUGUUGAAGAUCAUGGAGCGAGUGUUUGCUCGAAGAAUGAACAGCCCAGAGGGAUCGUGGGUAAUCUACCUCAGCAAGCCUACACACCAGCAACACCAGCUGCUGAUGAACGUGGCAUCUGAGAAUGGAGUGAUGGCUACCAAGGAUGUGCUGGGCAUGCUGGGAGAAAUCAGGAAAAAUUUGAAUGAGGUGGGCAUCCAGAACUACAGCGCAGCCAGUAUCUGCGAGUAUCGGCGCAGUCUAACAAGCAGCGACUACGGCAACCUGUUUGUGGUUCUGGUGAUCAUCGGCUCCAUCUGCAUGGUCAUCAUCACGUCUGGAUUUAUAUAUGUGUGCUGGCAAAGACGAUUGCCUGUAGCUAAGACGCAGUUCCGUGCGGAGGAACUUCACUUUGUGGAGAACGGUUGCCACGACAAUCCCACGCUGGACGUGGCCAACGACAGUCAGCCUGAGAUGCAGGAGAAGAAGCCGAGUACCAAUGGGCUCGCGGGGGGAGGAGAAGGAGGCAGGGAGGACAGCAAUCGCUGGCAGGUGUUUGUCAAUCAAGCAGCGACUGAGGAGGAAGAAGAGGAGCAGGAUACACAUCUCUGAUGACUGAAGAAGAAGGGGAGAAGGGUUAUGAAGGGUGGGCAUCUUUGAUAGACAGAUGGAUUUAGGGGACUGACGGCUGUCCAUCCUGAAUACCUUAAAUGACUACCUGCAAUGUAGAUCUGUUUCCGAGAGCACAAGAUACAGGCAGGACACAGCGCCCUUGUCCUUCACUGAAAGACAGAAUAGAUGAGCAUGUCGCUUUCAGCUCUGCAGCGGGCACCAAUGUAACAAAACCUACAGCUUCUGUUGCUUUUAUUUGAUGAAAGUCUGUAUGAUGGAGAUGGAGAGAAAUUUUGUGGCUUUCUGAUCAUUUAAAUUUGUUUUCACUGAUGUUUUCUUUUCAGAAUCUAAAGGCAGCCUUGUGUGUUUGCAUUUGUUAGCGGUGCUAGUGCAAGUCAAUGGGGAUUCAGCUGUAGCAAAAAAACAAGUGACCCUUCAUUUGUAUAAAGAUUACAAGUUUAGUAUCCUGGUAAGAUUUUUCCCAGGUUUCCCAAUUUUCUUUAAUUCAUUCCAGGUAUUUUAUUUCUAUUAUUAUUUCUAUCUAUUUAUAUGCAUUUUCAUCGCAAACUAACUCUUUUGGUUGUCUGUGUAAU
Micropterus dolomieu (smallmouth bass) is the source of this 3045-nucleotide messenger RNA. It is a transcript of the gene podxl2, whose product is annotated as podocalyxin-like 2. The transcript is spliced from 14 exons. Lineage: Eukaryota; Metazoa; Chordata; Actinopteri; Centrarchiformes; Centrarchidae. Bases 233 to 2452 code for a protein of 739 amino acids. The record is from RefSeq and is a predicted model, not a curated record.